AUAGAAACAGACUCAGAGGAGCUCCACCUUUUUCAGCUCUUAUUCUGCUGAAGCUCGCAGUGAAACACAGAUCCGCUCCUUUGGGUCUGAUCCGAUUCAGCUCGGAGGUUUUAAUUCAACUUUAAUGAUUUUUCUUUAUGUUUUCUCUGUUGUGGAUGUUUGAAUGAAGCUUCAGAGAAACAGAUCGGCUCAAAGCGGAAAUGAAUCCCUUACUGACUGCUUCAUUGUGGGCUCUGCUGUCUGCCGCCUGCUUCUUCCAGGCUGCUUCUACAGAUCAGAGAACCAUCAAAAUCACAGCUGAACUUGGAAAGAACAUCAUUCUGCCAUGUAGAGCUCAUGGGAACAGGAGCAUCAUAGCCGUGGAGUGGAGCAGAGUGGAUCUGGGCUCAGAAUAUAUCCUGGUGUACAAACAUGAUCGGAUUGAUCCACAAAGCCAGCGUUGUUACUUUAAGAACGGAGUAGCUCUGCAGGAGAGAAAGAUUACAGAUGGAGACGUUUCUCUGGUUCUGAAGAACGUGAGGACUGAUGACAGAGGAACGUACCAGUGCAGAAUAGCUAAAGAAAAACUUGUCCACACCGUCCAGCUAGAUGUAGCUCCUCCUCCUCCAGAUCUUUUUGCAUCCUGGGCUGUAGCUCUGCUGGUUUUCCUUGGUCUAAGUUCAAUUGCACUUCUCUUAUAUCAUUUUCGGCACUAUUACUUGUCCGAAUACAGGGUGGUGGUGGAUUCAAAGGAGGAGUCUAUCCUGCUGCCCUGUAAGACCAGACCAUUACUGCCUGCAGACGCUAGAGUGGAGUGGAUAGACGGAAGCAACACCAAGGUCCAUGUGUAUGAGAAUGGAUCUGAUCAGCUUGAAGAACAGUACUGCCUCUACAGAACCAGAACCAAGAUGAAUAAAGACCCACUGAGAACCGGAGACCUCAGUCUGACUCUGAGACACCCCACAGAUGGAGACAGCUGGACCUACAGCUGCAGCGUCUACAGCAGGGAGGGAAGCAUCCUGAUGGAGAAACAGAUCCAUCUCCACGUCAAAGUCCAUCAGGUGGUGGUGAAGGAGGGGGCGGAGUAUGUUCAGCUGCCAUUCAUAACAACGCCUGGGCUGCCAGGAGAUGCUGAAGUGAUUUGGUUGGACAAAGAGAGCAGGAUUGCCCAUGUGUAUAAGAAUGGUUCUGAUCAACCUGGAGAACAGCAUGAUUUCUACAGGAGAAGAAACAAAACCAAGAUGAAUAACGACCCACUAAGAACCGGAGACCUGAGUCUGACAUUGAAACGUCCCACAAUGAGAGACUGUGGAGAGUAUGGAUGUUCAGUCACAAAGGAUUUAUACGUCCUGAGAGUUAAAAAAGUCCAACUUAUUGUCAAAGCAGGGACAGCUCAGUCCAGGACCAACCAGAGGACAUCAGGACCAGAAGCAUCUCCAUUGAUCGAUGUCAUAUGAUAGCUGAUCAGUUUGUUGAUCUGUCUUUGAUUAAUGAUCCAAUCUGAGUUUUGGAUGAAGAGAGGACAAUGGAUCCAGACUGCAGACUCUUUAUUAAUCAGUACCAAUAAAGAGGAUUCAAAGCAUUUUCAGUCAGAAGGAUCAGACCAGAAAUUUUAAUGGGUAAAAACUGUCCCCGCUUAUAAAGACACCAUCAUUAGGUCAUACUGCCUCGGCUCCACUUUAACAGACAAUUCUGCUGCCUUUAUGGAAACUGAGACUUUAAUGUUUCUAAACCUUGGGAUUGUAGAAGCAAUUUAUAGGGAAGAUGCAUUUAUGGUUAAACCAACAGUAGAAACUCUUCAGUUUCCCCCCAAAAACUGAAGAGUUGCUUAAACGGGGUCUGAGUUUACCAACCAAAAGCUCCUGUUUCUGCUGGAGUGGAACAACCAUCACAUUCUUUAGUCAUCUGUGAGAAACCUCUGCAAUUCACUGGAAUUUCACUGGACUCUGUGGUUCUGAGUUUUAAGCUGAUGAUUCAGAUGAAGAAGAACCCAAGUUCUUCCACAUGGUCCAACACAUACCUGCCCUCAGCUUCCACAUGGACACACAGCUGCAGAUGAACCUGAGGCUGUCUGUGGAGAACAGAACUCGGCCAGCUGAAGGUCUAAUGUGUUUAUGUUCCAAAAAAAACCUAGGGAAUUAUUAGCACUGCAUUAAGAACAGAUUCACUAUCUGAGCCCAAUGGGACCCAGAACCAAUCUUCACCUCCUGAGGAACAACCAUCAUUAUUUUAUCAGCAACUGAAAUCCAGAUGCAUAAAAAUAUGAACACUUUUAUCAGUUCAUUUUUAAAGAUUCAGAUCUUUAGAGUGCCUUACACUCUACAAGAACACUAAACCGGUAAAAACCUGCGUUUUCAGGCUGUAAGCUGAUGUUCUUCCAGGUCAUGUUUAAGGGACGAGCCUUCGAGGACGUCCUUGGAACCCCUGGGGUUCCUCUAUAUUAAAACCCUGUUUUCGAAGUCAAAGGCCUCUUUUUCCAGAGACUCCACAUAGGUCUGAAUAAUGUCUGACCCUGCAGGCAACAGAUGACAUUCUUCCAGUCUGAUCGAGCUGAUCAACAGCAGCUCACAUCUUCAAUCAUCAGUCAGCCAUUAGCCAGACUCUGAAGUGUUUCCUUAUCAGGGCAUUUAGAUUUGUUUACGAUCUUGGAGUUUUCUGAUAUUAUUUUUCCACAUUGCUUUUGGAGUUUUUGUUAAAACAACUCACUGUUUUAUGCCGAUGUCCGGAUCUGAUAUUGAUAUCUGCCAUUAAAAAAAAGACUGGAUUAUAAUGGUCCGCAAUUUAAAUUCACUGCGAAUGUAUUAGUUUUAGGUAUAAAUAAUGAUCCAUUGAUUAUUCCUUGCUGACCGGACUUUUCCUUUAAAACCACAUUUCUAUAGUGAUUUUUCAAACCUGUGAUGGUUUUAAUGGAGAAAAUAAAAUGUGAUGAAUGUUGGAACAUUAA
Molecule: messenger RNA, 2923 nt
Organism: Cyprinodon tularosa
Lineage: Eukaryota; Metazoa; Chordata; Actinopteri; Cyprinodontiformes; Cyprinodontidae
Exons: 6
Coding region: 201-1436 (411 amino acids)
Source: RefSeq, a predicted model, not a curated record